This is a messenger RNA of Cutaneotrichosporon oleaginosum, 2720 nucleotides long. NCBI's taxonomy places the organism in Eukaryota, Fungi, Basidiomycota, Tremellomycetes, Trichosporonales, Trichosporonaceae. The record is from RefSeq and is a predicted model, not a curated record.
GCUCUCUCUUGCUGUUGCUCAUCUUGCCCAUCUUGCUCCCAUUCUCAUCUAGUCCGACCCCGACGACAUGCACCUCCUCCCCCGCGAGCAGGACAAGCUCCUCAUUGCGGCCGUCGGCCAGCUCGCACAGCGCCGCCUCGCGCGCGGACUGACGCUGAACCGCGGCGAGGCUGUCGGACUCAUCAGCUUCCAGCUGCACGAGCUCGCGCGCGAUGGGACAUACUCGGUCGCGCAGCUCAUGGACAUCGGCAAGAAGAUGCUCGGGCGGCGGCACGUCAUGGACGGCGUGCCGGAGGAGAUCCAUACUGUGCAGAUCGAGGCGACGUUUCCUAACGGCACGUUUCUCGUCACGGUCCACGACCCCGUCUGUGCCGACAGCGUCGACCUCGACCUCGCGCUCUACGGCAGUUUCCUGCCCAUCCCGAGCGACGACAAGUUCCCCAUCCGCGCCCAGCUGGCGAAGAACGACUUGCCCGGCGCGCUCGUGUGCCGCAAAGAGAAGAUCCGGCUCAACCCGGGCCGUAAGCGCGUGCACAUCGAGGUGAAGAACUUGGGCGACCGCCCGAUCCAAGUCGGCUCGCACUACAACUUCUUGGAGGUGAACGCGGCGCUGCUCUUCGACCGCGAGCUCGCGUACGGGAAACACCUGGACAUUGCGGCAGGCACGGCGGUGCGUUUCGAGCCAGGCGAGCGGAAGACGGUGCCGCUCGUCGAGAUCGGCGGGCACAAGAUAAUUUCGGGCGGGCACGGCCUGUGCCCCGGGCCGCUGGACGAGGAGAAGCGGCACACCCUCGUGCCGCAGCGAGUAAGAGAGCUCGACUUUGCGCACAAGAAGCAGGAGAGGGUCGAGGAGGCGCCGGUGCCGGAGAUGGAUCGGGAAGUUUACGUGUCGAUGUUUGGUCCGACUACGGGCGACCGCAUGCGGCUCGGGGACACGAGCCUCUGGGUGGAGAUCGAGAAGGACUACACAGUGUACGGCGACGAGUGCAAGUUUGGGGGUGGCAAGGUCAUCCGUGACGGAAUGGGACAGGCGUCGAACCGCUCCAACGCCGAGGUGUUGGACGCAGUCAUCACCAACGCAGUGGUGAUUGACUGGAGCGGGAUUUACAAGGCAGACAUUGGUAUCAAGAACGGCUACAUUCACGCUAUUGGCAAGGCGGGCAACCCGGACAUCCAGGACGGCGUCGACCGCGACAUGGUCGUUGGGUCCAACACGGAGGUGAUUGCUGGCGAGGGCAAGAUAUUGACUGCGGGCGGAUUGGACACACACGUGCACUACAUCUGCCCCCAGAUUGGGGAGGAGGCUCUUUCGUCUGGCCUCACGACGCUCAUCGGUGGUGGCACAGGACCGUCGGCAGGCACUAAUGCGACCACUUGCACGCCAAGCAAGUGGUACAUGGAAGCGAUGAUGCUCGCGACGGACGGCUCGCCGCUCAACUGGGGCUUCUCGGGCAAGGGCAACGACUCGGGAGAGCUAGGAUUGCGCGACAUCAUCGAGGCCGGUGCCAUGUCGCUCAAGAUCCACGAGGAUUGGGGAGCUACGCCGGAGGUCAUCGACCGCGGCCUCGACGUGUGCGACGAGUACGAUAUCCAGCUCAACAUCCACACGGACACGCUCAACGAGGCGGGAUACGUCGAGAGCACAGUUGACGCGUUCAAGGGCCGUACGAUCCACACGUACCACACUGAGGGUGCGGGCGGCGGCCACGCUCCGGACAUCAUCGUGGUGUGUGAGCACCCGAACGUCCUCCCGUCCUCCACGAAUCCGACAAUGCCGUACUGCAAGAACACGCUCGACGAGCAUCUCGACAUGCUGAUGGUGUGCCACCACCUGGACCGCUCGAUCCCCGAGGACAUUGCGUUCGCGGACUCGCGCAUCCGCGCUGAAACGGUCGCCGCCGAGGACAUGCUGCACGACCUGGGCGCGAUCUCGAUGAUGAGUUCGGACACGAUGGCGAUGGGGCGGAUCGGCGAGGUGGUCGCGCGCACAUGGCGCACCGCGAGCAAAAUGCGCGACUUGCGCGGCCCGCUCGCGGGCGACGAAGACGGGCGCGACAACACGCGCGUCAAGCGCUACAUUGCAAAGUACACGAUCAACCCCGCGAUCACGCACGGCGUCUCGCACAUCGUGGGCCAAGUCGCGCCGGGCAUGUUGGCGGACCUGGUGUUGUGGGACCCCGCGCAUUUCGGGGCACGCCCCGAAAUGACGAUCAAGGGCGGCAUGAUCGCGUACGCGCACAUCGGGGACGCGAACGCGUCCAUCCCGACCGUGCAGCCGCUCAUCGGGCGACGGAUGUUCGGGAGCGAGCCGGACGCCGCGGCGUUCAACAGCGUCGUGUUUGUGUCGCAGGCGUCGAUUGACAACGGGGCUGUGGAGGGGUACGGGCUGCGCAAGCGCGCGGAAGCCGUGCGCAACUGCCGCAACAUUAGCAAGCGCGACAUGAAGUGGAACGACUACAUCCCGCGCAUGGGCGUAGACCCCGAGACGUACGAGGUGCAUGCCGACGGCGUGCUUAUGGAUGUGCCGCCUGCGGACGAGCUGCCGCUGGCCAAGCGGCACUUCUUGUUCUAGGUGGGGUGGAAGUGGAGCUCGCGAUCAUGAUAUGUAUCUGUAUCCAACGAUGUGUGUGGAGGGGCGACGCGGUUGGGGGAGGGCUCGGCGAUCAUCCUCCCCGUUCCAUGAGCUGCAUUGGAGGCCGUGAGUGGGAAUCUGUCAGACC